CGUUACUUCAAUGCAGCUUGCAGUGGGAGCAGAGAAGCGCGGGACGCUCAUUGUCCUGGAGGGUCUGGACAGAAGCGGGAAGAGCUCUCAGUGUCACUGGCUGGUUGAGUUUUUGAAGGUGAAGGCGGAGGCUUGGCGGUUUCGGACAACGGCCAUCGGUAGCUCGAUUUCGGCUUCCUUGGGGGCUGAGCUUGAUGAUCGUGCUGUUCAUCUUUUGUUUUCAGCAAACGGCUGCGAGAAGAGGUGUCAGAUGGAAAUGAAAUUGAUGGCUGGAAUAACGUUGGUAGUAGAUCGAUAUUCGUACUCAGGAGUGGCUUUCUCUGCUGCGAAGGGACUGGAUCUUGAGUGGUGCAAGGCUCUCGGGGUUGGACUUCCUGCUGCAGACCUGGUCCGCCAGAGGAAGCUGCUGUGCGCGGUGGAUAUGGAGAUGAGCAGCUGGAUUUUCAGAAAAAAGUUGCCUUACAGUACAAAGGUCUGCAGGGUAAAAGACGGAGACUUUUCUUUUGUCGUCAAGUUUGUGGACGCAAGGCAAUCUUUUGACCAAGUUCACGAGCUGAUGAGAGAAACGUGUGUGAAAACUUUUAGCAUGUGCCUCAAUGGGUAG
Selaginella moellendorffii is the source of this 604-nucleotide messenger RNA. RefSeq names its product thymidylate kinase. Gene Ontology annotation, cellular component: mitochondrion; cytosol; cytoplasm. Gene Ontology annotation, molecular function: ATP binding; dTMP kinase activity. NCBI's taxonomy places the organism in Eukaryota, Viridiplantae, Streptophyta, Lycopodiopsida, Selaginellales, Selaginellaceae. The record is from RefSeq and is a predicted model, not a curated record. Gene Ontology annotation, biological process: dTDP biosynthetic process; dUDP biosynthetic process; dTTP biosynthetic process.